AUGAGAGUACAACUACACACUCCCAUUCGAGACCGGACAGAGGUAGUCAUCAAUGAAGCCGAUGGCGAUCAAGAAGGAGAACUUUCCGGCGACACUCCGCGAGUCCCCACUACCCUGCAUCGAUCACAAAGGCUCCUGGAUGGAUAUCCGCCAGCCCAAGGAAUCAUCUCCAGCACCUGUCUCUACCUCAGCCAUCUCAGCUCAUUCGGUGACCCCAAACUUUUCAGAUCGCCCACCUAUCUCACCAAUGCCGAUGCCUGUGAACUCAUCUCGGUCCUGCCGAAUUUCAACGAAGGGCGCACGAAUUGA
Molecule: messenger RNA, 309 nt
Organism: Puccinia graminis f. sp. tritici CRL 75-36-700-3
Lineage: Eukaryota; Fungi; Basidiomycota; Pucciniomycetes; Pucciniales; Pucciniaceae
Exons: 1
Coding region: 1-309 (102 amino acids)
Source: RefSeq, a predicted model, not a curated record